AUGGACUCCUCCCAGCAAAGUUCUGCUGCGGGCGAUGAAACAAAGUGUCGACCGGAGGAGGCUCAUGAAGGAGAGAACGGCGUGCAUGAAGGGGAAAACGGCCAGGCUGAAGAGUUUCACGACGCGGAGGAGCAAAAUGGACACCAUAAACAAGAGCACGAUAGUCACGACAACAAUCAACACCACCACCAUCACCACCAUCACCUCCGGUUACCGUUUCACCACCAUCAAAACACGCCCGAAGAGGAGGCAGCUAAGGUGGAAGAGCUCCGCGCGGCCAUCGGGCCCGUCGACGGCGCGAUCGCGCUCUUCUGCACGGACGCGUGUCUGCGCCGCUACCUGCGCGCGCGCAGCUGGCACGUGAAGAAGGCGGAGAAGAUGCUCCUCGAGACCAUCGCGUGGCGCCGCGCCUCCCAACCCGAGCGGAUCCGCUGGGCUGACGUGGCGAAAGAGUCGGAGACGGGCAAGGUGUACCGCGCGCCGUUCACGGACAAACUCGGACGACCCGUGCUCGUCCUGUGCCCUGGCAAACAGAACACGGACGACCAUGACGGCAACAUCCGGCAGAUGGUGUACUGCAUGGAGAACGCAGUUCAAAGCCUGCCGGAGGGCGUGGAGCAGAUGGUGUGGAUCAUCGACUACAAGGGCUUCACGCUGCGCAAGUCGCCUCCCAUGAAGACGUCCCGCGAGGUGCUGCACAUCCUGCAGAACCACUACCCCGAGCGGCUUGGAGCGGCCAUUCUCUUUGACCCGCCGUACAUUUUUCAAGGGCUCUGGAAGGUAAUUCGCCCGUUCAUCGACCCAGUGACCUUCCAGAAGAUCAAGUUUGUGUACCGCAAGAGUGCGCCCUCUCUCAAAGUUAUGGAGGAGCUUUUUGACACCGCACUGCUGGACUCUGCACUGGGGGGAAAAGGGGAUGCCUAUGUCUAUGACCAUGCAUCGUAUUCCUCUCGCAUGGAGGCUGAUGAUGAACGGAUGGCCAAGUUGUGGGAGCUUGAUGGGAUCAAAGAGAUGCGGAGUAUGCGGAUAGCUGAAUGCAUUGUAGGAGACGAGACGGGGGUGAUUGUCUUCACUGCACGGAAUGAGCAAGUGGACGUUCUGAAGGAGGGCGCAACAGUAAAUCUCCGCAAUGCAAAGAUUGACAUGUUCCGUGGCUCCAUGCGCCUUGCCGUGGACAAGUGGGGUCUAGUGGAGCCAACAGAAGACGCAUCCUUUAAGCCUAAGGAGGACAAUAACCUCUCUCUUGUUGAAUACGAGCUGGUCAACGUUGUUGAUGAAUAG
This is a messenger RNA of Closterium sp. Naga37s-1, 1281 nucleotides long. The record is from the annotation of a GenBank genome assembly. Lineage: Eukaryota; Viridiplantae; Streptophyta; Zygnematophyceae; Desmidiales; Closteriaceae.